Brachypodium distachyon (stiff brome) is the source of this 764-nucleotide messenger RNA. RefSeq names its product protein SPIRAL1-like 4. Gene Ontology annotation, biological process: cortical microtubule organization. The transcript has 2 exons. Gene Ontology annotation, cellular component: cortical microtubule, transverse to long axis. Lineage: Eukaryota; Viridiplantae; Streptophyta; Magnoliopsida; Poales; Poaceae. The coding region runs from base 76 to 450 and encodes 124 amino acids. The record is from RefSeq and is a predicted model, not a curated record.
CACCAGCGAGAUCACAACACAAACUCGGUCAGCACGACGCCGCACCCCAUAGGUAGAGGGACAAAAGAUUAGAAGAUGAGUAGAGCAGGGAGCAGUGGAGGUGGCCGGAGCUCUCUAGGCUACCUCUUUGAGCCAGAUGAGAAAACCACCCCUAUUCACACCGAGAAGGCCCAAGAAAACAGCGGUACCCAGGACGGCAAGAUCGCCGUUGAUGAAGCAGAUCAAGAACCAUCUCCUCCGAAGAGAGAAGACUCGAGACGGAUAGGAUCUCACAGGCCAGAAGACUCGAACCCGAUAGUAUCUCACAUGCCUGCUUCCAACAUCUACCACACUAACCAGUCAGGCAACAACUCCGGGCUCCUCAUCACCGAUCGGCCGUCGACGAGGGUCCGGUGUGCACCCGGGGGGCCGUCGUCGCUGGGAUUUCUCUUCGGAGAAGAACGUAACUGAUGACAGACUUUCAUCAAGACAUCACCAGUACGGAGAGAGCUGACGUAAUUUAUGUACGGUGGCGCGAGUUGGCAUAUGCCUGCUUUGCUGGCUCGGUGUAUGGAUGCUUAUCUAUCUUUAUUUGGUCGUACGUGUCAGUGCUACAUGCGCAUAUAUAUAUAUACAGACAUUUGAGGCGAUGUUUGUUGUAAGUUGUUGUAUCCGGAGCUUAAGUUAUAUGGGGAUUAAUUUGAUUGGACGUUCAAAUAUGCUAUUGCGUGUAAAUUCGUGUGCUUGAUUUCAUUUAUACCAUGUGGUUGGAUUUUACGACGGAA